AUGUUGAUAGAGGAUGAUGGGGAGGAGGAGACAACUGGAGACGUACUACAGGAGCUGCAAAAAGACCUAUUCUCCUUUGUUCCCAUCCAGCCUCCUGAUAUUAUAGAAGACAAGCAGAACAUAGCAGGCCCAUCCCUUCAUCCAAACUUAAUUAUCUUAGAUGAUGAUGAGGAUGAAUGUAUAGAGGUGGAACAUCCCACUGCUGGCAAGGUCAUAAGUAUGGAUGAGACUUUACAUCAGAGGUGGAGAAGAGAAUUUUUUAGGGCAGGUGGAGGUGGAGAUAGAGGUGAAGACGUAGAAAUGGGUGAAGAUCCAGAUCCCAAGUUCUUUCCCUUUGCCUCAGAGAUGGAUUGGAGGGUAGCCUGCUGGGAAAUUAAAGAUGGUGUCAAGGAGAAGCUUGGCUUGUCAUAUCAUAAUAUAUGUGCAUUACACAAGAUUGUUGACCACAACAUACCAGCCAGGGCUGAAUGGAAAUCAACCAUGAUCUCUUUUCGGGAUACUCCUGAUGACACACACCUAAUCCAGUACCGUGAUGUACUGUCAGCUAUCAGAACUCUCCUGGGAAAUCCAGCCCAUGUUGAAAAUAUAGUCUAUCGUCCCAAAAAGGUUUUUACAGAUGCAAGUAGAGGAUAUACCAUGAGAUGUGGACAGGGAAGUGAUGGAUAUCUGUCCGUCAAUAAAGUUAAGGGAUUUCAGCUUACAGCAAAAGCAAAGUCAUCAAGAGUUCAGCGUCUAUUCCAUGAGUCUAUGAGGGUUAUACUAGAACCUUUGAAGAAGGCUGGCAUUGAAAGGAUGGACAUCACUGGGGGUGAUGGGGCUGUCAGGAGAGUUCAUCCUGUUUUGGCUUGCUACGUUGCAGAUUAUCCAGAACAAUGUCUUGUGACAUGUACAAAGUAUGGCACCUGUCCCAAAUGCAAAAGGCCUGCUUCUGAGCUUUCAGAAUCUACUUCUGGAGAGCCACAUACACAGAACUGGACAGAAGAAGUCAUUCAGAAUGCUAGAGCUAACACAGAUUCCUUCUAUCAAUUUCAAGAGAGAUGCAAGGAUAACAAUGUCUCUGGUGGUGUUUACGAGCCAUUCUGGCUUAACUUCCCUCAUUGCAACAUUCAUUUAUCUGUUUCCCCUGACAUUCUCCAUCAACUAUACCAAGGUGUCUUUAAGCAUAUGGUGAACUGGUGCAAGGACCUUAUGGAUCCCAAGGAGCUUGAUUAG
Serpula lacrymans var. lacrymans S7.9 is the source of this 1212-nucleotide messenger RNA. RefSeq lists its product as uncharacterized. Bases 1 to 1212 code for a protein of 403 amino acids. NCBI's taxonomy places the organism in Eukaryota, Fungi, Basidiomycota, Agaricomycetes, Boletales, Serpulaceae. The record is from RefSeq and is a predicted model, not a curated record. The transcript has 4 exons.